This is a messenger RNA of Striga hermonthica, 185 nucleotides long. The record is from the annotation of a GenBank genome assembly. Lineage: Eukaryota; Viridiplantae; Streptophyta; Magnoliopsida; Lamiales; Orobanchaceae.
CUGCGAAUGGCUGAACUGGGGCGGAUGGCUGGGCACGAUCACGGACGGUCUCCCUCCUGAUGCUAGCGUCCACCUCUUGGGCGAUAGAAACUGCACGAGCGUAGGUCUGUGUCCCGUGUCCCACAAUGUUUUGACGAACUGCUGGGUAAAGCCCGUCGAUGAACCGCUGUGCUCUCUGGGCCUCC